GUUCCAGUGGGUGACCUAAUAGAACUCACAGGACCAAAAUCCUCUGCCAAGUGGAGAGAGAGAGAGAGAAAGAGAGAGAGAGAGAGAAGGCGAUGGCGACCCAGUUUCCCGACGACUUCAAGUGCCCAAUUUCGCUGGAGAUAAUGUCCGACCCCGUUAUACUCUCCUCGGGUCACACCUUCGAUCGGGCGUCAAUCCAGCGGUGGCUGGAUUCCGGCCACCGGACUUGCCCAAUUACGAAACUGCCCCUCUCCGAGCCCCCCUCUCUCAUCCCCAACCACGCCCUCCGGAGCCUGAUUUCCAAUUAUACCCACGUCUCCCUCCCCAGACCACAGCCCUGCCCGGAGCCCCAAUCCCUAAUCUCCACUAUCACCUCUCCGUCCUCGGCUUUGGAAUCCAAGCUGGCCUCGCUGGAGCAGCUGACUCGGCUAUCGAAGCGCGACUCGGGUCUCCGCCGACGGCUGAGCGAGUCGGGGGCCGUGUCGGCCGUGCUCAACUGUGUCGGGUCCGACGAGCCGAGCCUCCAAGAGAAGGCGCUGAGCUUGCUGCUGAACUUGAGCCUGGACGACGAUAACAAGGUGGGCUUGGUGGCAGAAGGGGCGAUAGGCCGCGUCGUCGCCGCCCUGAGAAGCGGCGGCGGAUGCAACUCCGACGCUCGGGCCGUGGCGGCGACUCUGCUGACGAGCUUGGCGGUCGUGGAGGUGAACAAAGCCACGAUCGGGUCGUACCCGCGCGCGAUUCGGGCCCUGGUUUCGCUCCUACGCGAUGGAAACGCACGGGAGAAGAAAGAGGCCGCCACGGCGCUGUUCGCUAUAUGCUCAUUUCCGGACAAUCGGGUCAGGGCCGUGGAUUGCGGGGCAGUGCCCAUUCUGAUUGUCAUCGCCAGGUCGGGGCUCGAACGGGCCGUUGAAGUACUGGGUUUGUUGGCAAAAUGCAGGGAAGGUAGAGAAGAGAUGGUAAAAUUCGAAAAUUGCAUACAAAUCUUGGUUCACGUUUUGAGAAAUGGUAGCUCAAGAGGCGUUCAAUAUGCCCUUUUGACGCUAAAUUCGCUGUGUAGUUCCAGCAAAGCUUUGUGUUUGGAGGUUUUGAGUGAAGGGGUUUUUGAGCUUUGUGUUGGGUUGUUGGAAGAUGACAAUGAAAAGGUUAGGAGAAAUGCUUCGAGUUUAAUUCAAGUUCUACGGGGGAAGCAAAUGGGGGGUUGAUCGGUUGAAUUACACGAGAUUUUGGAUUGAGAUGGAAGUGAAUUGGGUUGUUUUUGGAGAUUGUGUCGUCUUCCAUCUUUGUAGGAUCAAUCCCCACAAUCUAUUGUACCUUUAACAAGUAGUGGGCGUUGAAUACGGACGCAAACGUAUUUCUAAUUCAGGGGAUUUGCUUGAGCUUGGAGCCAUGUUGUCAAUGUUAAAUCCACGCACGCCCGGGAUUUGAUUCCUUUUGAGAUUUUUUUAUUAAAUAAUUUCUCACAACAGGGGAAACCGUGUGGCAGCAAAGUUAGUUGACUACUCGGUUUUCUUAUCUCUUCACAGGCGUUGGGUAGGUUCGUCCGCAAUUUGUUGCCAUUGAUGGAAGGGAAACUUCCAAGGAGGAGGAGCAGACGACGACGACUUGGUGCAUCUUGGUUCUGAUCCCUCUAUCAAGGGUUGAGAAGUACGUGGAACAAUGAAUUGUUGAACAGGCAGCUGGAAUGAAAGGAUUUGGAAGGUUCUUGAGAAAUGGGCAAGGUGGGCUUUCUCGGGAACCAGACAGAAAAUGGAGGUUGGAAGACAGGGAAUAUGUGAAAGAUGAUUUGAUUUAGUCACAUGGUUCAUGCCCACCACCGACCCAUACGGAAGCGGAAUGAUUCCCAUGUCCCUCUCUCUCUCUCUAUCUCUCUCAACUUUCUUUCUUUCUUUCCCUGUCUUCCAGGAAUCGGAUCCGAAAUUGGCAUCGGAUUCUCGUUCUUGGACGCAUGGGAGUGAUCAAACGUUGUUGGCCGUUCGGCCAUCCUUUCAGACCCAAACCAAGAAACCAAAAAUUAGAUUAAAAAAUAAAAAUAAAAAAAUCAUUGCGGAAAAAUGGUUCUGAAACGACUAGGCGUAGGCCGCCUAUCUAUCAUCUUAGGAUCCGAGUAGGUUAGGGAUGACAAGACGUUAUCUUGUGCCUGCCUUUAUGAAUACUGUGCUUGUAAAAGAAAUAGAAGUUUAAAUAAAUCAAACAAAAUCUCAAUUUA
Messenger RNA from Diospyros lotus (date-plum), 2206 nucleotides. Its product is annotated as U-box domain-containing protein 8. Gene Ontology annotation, biological process: protein ubiquitination. NCBI's taxonomy places the organism in Eukaryota, Viridiplantae, Streptophyta, Magnoliopsida, Ericales, Ebenaceae. Gene Ontology annotation, molecular function: protein binding; ubiquitin-protein transferase activity. Bases 93 to 1202 code for a protein of 369 amino acids. Gene Ontology annotation, cellular component: nucleus; cytoplasm. The transcript is spliced from 3 exons. The record is from RefSeq and is a predicted model, not a curated record.